CAACAUGCGACGUGAUCACGCCACUGAGGGACGUCGUCGACCUCUAAUCAUUUGUUGGCUGUUUUUGUAACGUUUCUACGGUUAAUUUGAUAAGUUGUUUAGCUGUAAAGGUUUAAAGAAGAAGCUUUAAUAAAAAUGUUUCGGUUUUCCGUGUUAGUUUUGAACAGAGGAGCGGUUAAAAGGUUUGCCUCAUCAGUCUCCACAGAGGGGGUCCUUCCUCCAAACCUGCUCCUCCCCUCCAACCUGGUGGACCCUGCCAGACUCAAGCGUCCUCGCCCCCCUGCAGACUGCCCCCUGCCUGUGGUGAGACGGUGCGACGCUGUGGUCCCGUCCCACCUCAGCCCACUUCGGACCUGGGUAGAGACUCUGCAGCAGGACAGCGAGCCGCUGGGUCUGACUGAGCUGCACCCAGACGUGUUCGGUGUGCCGCCCAGGAUGGAUAUUCUGCACAGUGUUGAGCGUUGGCAGAGAACCUACGGUCGGAUUAGUUACGCCAAGACAAAGACAAGGGCAGAGGUCAGAGGUGGAGGCAGGAAACCAUGGCGACAGAAAGGAACUGGAAGAGCUCGCGCAGGAAGUAUCCGAUCACCGCUAUGGAGAGGAGGUGGAGUGUGUCAUGGACCCAGAGGACCGAAGGCUUACUACUACAUGUUACCCAUGAAGGUUCGAGUGCUGGGACUCAAAGUCGUUUUGACCUCCAAGCUGGCUCAGGACUGUCUGCACAUUGUGGACUCUGUGAACCUGCCCAGCCCGGACCCUCAGUACCUGCAGGACCUCAUCAAACAGAGACACUGGGGGGAGGCUGUGUUGAUAGUGGAUGCGUGUGAAAUGUUCCCUGAAAACAUCCUUCUGGCUACAGAAAACUUACAGAAGGUGAACAUCAUUCCUGCCAUCGGUCUGAAUGUCCACACCGUGCUGAAACACGAAGCCAUCAUCCUUACCCUGGAUGCUGUCAAGUUUUUGGAGGAGAGACUUCUUUGGCACGACCAGCGUUACACACAUCUGUAUCCAUUCAAAAUGCCCUAUUCUGACAUACCCUGGCGCAAAUGAUUGACAGUGUCCCAUCAUGUGUACAUCCAAAGUCCUUUAUUGUGUCACAAUAAAAAGGCAAAUGCUUAAAAAAGGUGUAAAAAAA
Messenger RNA from Austrofundulus limnaeus, 1135 nucleotides. It is a transcript of the gene mrpl4, whose product is annotated as mitochondrial ribosomal protein L4. The record is from RefSeq and is a predicted model, not a curated record. Gene Ontology annotation, molecular function: structural constituent of ribosome. Gene Ontology annotation, cellular component: ribosome. The transcript has 9 exons. NCBI's taxonomy places the organism in Eukaryota, Metazoa, Chordata, Actinopteri, Cyprinodontiformes, Rivulidae. Gene Ontology annotation, biological process: translation. Bases 136 to 1050 code for a protein of 304 amino acids.